Messenger RNA from Funneliformis caledonium, 2529 nucleotides. NCBI's taxonomy places the organism in Eukaryota, Fungi, Glomeromycota, Glomeromycetes, Glomerales, Glomeraceae. The record is from the annotation of a GenBank genome assembly.
AUGUCGACGACAUUUUCAGUGUUAAGUAAAACAGAAAAAUUUAAAAGUUUAAAAUCAAUAGCAAAGAACGAAAUAUUCGCUUCUAGAACAUCCAAAUUCUUUCAAUAUCGACUGAAUUCAAAGGAGGUUCCAAAUGUUCCAAAUGUUCCAGAUAUUCCAGAUAAUAAGAUAAAUUUACCCGCAAUCCUUCCAGAAGUGGAUGUGGAAAUUCAAAAAGUUCAACAUUCAAUUGACGAUAAAGAGAAAUCAUCAACGAAAAAUAUACCAUCACAAGAAGAAGUAGCAAUUUUAUUUUUACAAGAAUUAUUACAAGAUUUUGAGAAUAUUUUAACGAACACGGAAGAUUUUAAAGGAUUCGAUAAGUAUGCGACGGAUUGGAUGAGAAAUUACAUUGAAGAGAAUAUGAAAAGGAUCAAGGUGGAAUAUAUAUUUGAAGUUUUAUUAAAAUUUUAUCAAGAUAAUCACCUCGAAUAUUUCUCUUCGCUUUUGGGAUUUUUUUAUCAAUAUGGAAUUGGACAUAAGGUUAAUAAAAAGAAGGCAUUAGAAUUGUAUAAGAUCACCACGAAACAAGAUAAUUUGGGGAAAAAUAUUUAUAAUCAUUUACAAAACAUAAACAAAUCGGUCGGGGAAUAUUUAUUAGCAUUAUAUUAUUACAAGGAUAUUAUCGUGGAUAGACAAAAAUCGUUAAAGUGGAGUUAUCAACCGGCGAAGGAAGGAAAUGCCGCAUCCCAAUAUGAAAUAGAACUUUCCCUCAAUGAUACUCCAAUAAAGCAAAUUUCCUCAGCUACAACAACAGUACGUUGUCGAAGAAAUUCUUCUUUUAUUACAACUAGUUUGGUUAAAUGUAAUAAUAAUCAAAAUAUUGUUGUAGGCGAAUGUGGAAUGAAUCGACAACAAGAGUAUCAAGAAGAGGAGGAUGGGAAAGAUGAUGAUGUGAAAAACAGUGAUCUACCAUUAGAAGAUUUAAUACAACAAUUACUCGGUGAAUUACAACAGACUAAAGCAUUGGUCGUUGAACUUGAAUCCAGAUUGGAACUGACCGAACAAACCAGUCAAGUAAUUGUCGAAGAAUUAAAAAAUUUGUUAUCAGAAAAUGAGUCAGUUAGUCACACAACAGCUGUUGAUGCUGAUCAAGAAUUGGAGAAUGAUGAUAACAUGAAGAUUGAUGAUCUAGAUGAUGAUGAAUUCUAUCUUCCUUCAUCUUUGAUUGAUCAAACCCACAAAGAAGAAUCCCCUAUUAUCAUGAAUAAGGUACAAGAGAUCACCUCUCCAAAAUUAUCAUCACAUAAUGAAUCAAUUGUUGCACCAGCUUCACCACCUGAGUUAUCAACGCUACAACAUGCUGAUGACACGGACGAAUCAAUCGAUAGAAUAUUAUGCGAAUGCGGAAUAUGUUGGUUAUGUUUAGAAUCAAGUGGUAGCAGUUUACCUUCCACGACAACCACUGCAAGAACAACUCCAAAAUCUUCAAGAGCAAAUUCAAUUUCUUUAACCCGAAAAUUUUCUUUUUCUUUGAAACCUCAACAAGAAUCUGAUAAAAGACAAGUUCAAUUGGCAAGGAUAAAGAAGCAAUAUCGUAAGAAAUUGGAAGGAAGGUUUGAUUAUAGAAAGAGUUGUGAAGAUUUAGAAAUGGAAUUGCAAAAAUUAAUUACUACGGCCAUUUCAACAGGGGUGGAACAUGGUUUAAUGAAUUCUCCUGUUUAUCAACAAUUCCAAGAUGGUGAAGCCUUUGAAAUUUUUGGUAAACACGAACAAUUUAGGGAAUUGGAGGAAGAUGUUUUAAACAAUGAUAAUGGUAAUGUGGAUCAUGAAAAAAAAUCUUCGAAAUGGAGAAGACAGAAUUCUAACGAAAAUGUGGAGGAGGAUAAUGGUUACAGUUCGUAUAGUUCAUAUAAUUCUUCAUGGAAUCCAUCUUCUCGUGAUUAUCGAGAAAACUCUAACGAGGAGGGAGAAGAAGAUCCAUCAAAUCCAUUUCCAUCAUCUUUUAUUAAUACUUUAAACCUUGGACAAAAUAUUUUUAAUUUUAAUGUAAAUUUAGUUCAUUCAACAACAAAUAAUUAUAACAAGAAAAGGACAAAUAAUUAUUUCAAUGAUAUUGAUAAUAGUAGUCAUACCACUUCCAUAACGAACAAUUACUAUAAUAAUAAUGAUGAUAAAAAUACGAUUAUGACUACUACCACCAAUAAUAAUGAAGAAAAAUCAUCUCAAUUAGGUCUCACUAAAGAAUCUAAAAAGCUUCAAUCGCUAGCCUUAAAGUGCAUGAAUUUUCUGGCAAUGAUGGGAUUUAUGUUCUCAAUGUCACAAGCAAUUGUUUCAAAUUCCCCCGUAGCACCAGCAAUAAUGAACAUUGCGGCUAGAAAUAUUAGAAGUAGAGCAGGGGGAAGGCGAAGUGGGAAUAAUCCGAUUAUGAUGAUUAAAGUUAUUAAAUAUAUGGCCGUUUUAUUUGUCGGAUGGGCUGCUGGCCGUUCCGGAAAAAGACAAAGACAAAAAGAAUCAUGUAAUGAGAAUAAUAGAGUUGCAGAACUCUAG